Messenger RNA from Protobothrops mucrosquamatus (brown spotted pit viper), 1181 nucleotides. RefSeq names its product gap junction beta-2 protein. Gene Ontology annotation, cellular component: connexin complex. Gene Ontology annotation, biological process: cell communication. The record is from RefSeq and is a predicted model, not a curated record. The coding region runs from base 1 to 681 and encodes 226 amino acids. Lineage: Eukaryota; Metazoa; Chordata; Lepidosauria; Squamata; Viperidae. The transcript has a single exon.
AUGGACUGGGGAGCUCUACAAGCCAUCUUAGGAGGUGUAAACAGACACUCCACCAGCAUUGGGAAAAUCUGGCUCACUGUCCUGUUUAUUUUCCGUGUCAUGAUUCUUGUGGUUGCAGCAGAAAAGGUCUGGGGAGACGAGCAGCAAGACUUUUCUUGUAAUACCCUACAACCUGGAUGUAAAAAUGUCUGCUAUGAUGAGCAUUUCCCACUUUCUCACAUUAGACUUUGGGCUCUCCAACUUAUCUUUGUCUCUACUCCUGCUCUGUUGGUGGCAAUGCAUGUGGCAUACAGAAAACAUAAGAAAAAACAGGAAUAUAGAGACAGAAAGAUGGAUGUCGAAGAUCUCAAAAGACAAAGGUUUCAUAUCGAGGGUCCCCUAUGGUGGACAUACACUAGUAGCAUUUUUUUCCGAAUUAUCUUUGAGGUAGCCUUCAUAUAUAUAUUUUACUACAUUUACAGAGGAUAUCAAAUGCCUCGGGUAGUGAAAUGUACUGAUUUUCCUUGCCCAAAUACAGUUGACUGUUUUAUUUCCCGACCCACUGAAAAAACUGUAUUUACUAUUUUCAUGCUUGCGGUUUCAGGCAUUUGCAUGUUCUUAAAUGUACUUGAAUUAUCUUAUUUACUAUUAAAGUUUUGCACAAAGAAGCCAAAAAAUGAAAAUUUAAUGCCUAAUCAUUAGAUGUGUAUAUUAUUGAUAUUUUAUUUUACAUUAAUUGUGAACAUAAGUCAACAAUACUUCCAGUCAUCAUGAAAAUUGUAUGGAACCUUAUUUUAACAGCCAUAUUUAUAUUGUUGGAAGAAAAGUAAAACCAAAUUUUGCUACUGAAAUUAUUCCAAAAAUGAUGCUUCUAAACAGUUAAUUUGUUUUUAAUGACUAGAUAACAUUCUAAGUGCUUUUAAAUCAAUUGGCUAAUAUCCAUCUUCUAAAUUCAUUAUUUAGUAUAUGCCCACAAUCCUCAAACACAUCUAUAAUAUGUGUCAGGAUCUUCCAAUAUUAAAUUUAUACAAAAGGCUUGGAUUUAAUUGUUAUAUUGGCUGGUUUAUUGGACUGUGAGAAUAUACUUAAUUCAGGAAUUUUGAUAUAAUCUGUUUGUUAUACAUAUUAUUGUUUGUUUAACUGUUAAGAAUAUGAAUUGCUGUUUCUAACCACUUCUCCAGUUAUUUUACUUAUAAUAAUGG